AUGUCACAGCAAUUAAUUAAUGAAAAUAGUAAAUAUAUAUUAGACUUAUUUUCGGAACAGACAGUCGAUUCCCAGAGCCUUGAAUCCAUAUGUGCUCAAGUACAAAAGAGGUUUCCAAAAUCUGACCAUUUUAACUUGUGUCUUCUUCUAUCUUCGCUAAUUACUGGUGGUGAUUUAUCAUUACCAGGCCAAAGAGUAGUGGCACUAGCAUUAAUAUUUGAUAUUUAUAAAGUGGAUAAUCCAUUUAGUUCUCUGUUCUUACAUUUAUUGGAAGGAAAACCAGGGUUAUUGCCUUUGGCACCACAAGAGAGAAUUUUCAUUGCUCAAUUACAUGGAUUUAUUGCUGUUAACAUUAAAGAUGUAUUGAAAAAAUCUGCUAAACAAGUAAUGCUAACAGAAGUGUCAUCAAAAGACCUGGAGUUUGAUUAUUCUUCACUUCAAGGUUUGACAGCGGAGAGAUCAGGUGAUAUUAGUUCUGUUGCAAAAGCCACUGCACCUGCCUUAGUGCCACUUAGUGAUGGGAACUCACCAAACCGUAUAGCAAUGAAGGAGCUUCUAGAAGCUCUAAUGUCUAACGACUACCUUCCACUACACCGCACUCUCAAGCCGUCCGGUCCAAUCCCACCUCCGACUUUCCUAUUGGACCCCACAGAAAUUUCUUUUGCUGAUGAGGGUGUGUGGAAAAAUCUAGUCAACAGAGGUGCUUACGUGCCCAUGUACGAUACGGACUUUGAAGGACUCCUCGGUUUAAAACCGCCGGAGAAAGUCGAAAAGAAGAUUGUCCAGCCGAAAGAGACUAAGCCCAAAGUGGAAGAGAAAAAGGAGAAACCAGAAGAGAAGAAGGAAGAUAAGGAAGCCAACACAGUAGCAGAAGCGAAGGAGCUGACGCAGCUGGCGCUGAAGUCGGCGCUGAGCGUGCCGCAGCAGCAACGCCUGCUUGCGCUACUGGACCAGGAGCCCAACAUUGUGUAUGAUAUCGGGAUUACUCCCUAUCAGCUGCCAGACCUGGUGGAGAACAACCCGAUGGUGGCCAUAUCCGUGCUGUUGAAGCUGAUCCACUCGCAGCACAUCACCGACUACUUCUCCGUGCUCGUCAACAUGGAGAUGUCGCUGCAUUCUAUGGAGGUCGUAAAUAGAUUGACGACAUCAGUGGACUUGCCGGUGGAGUUCGUGCACCUCUACAUCAGCAACUGCAUCUCCACGUGCGAGACCAUUCGCGAUCGCUACAUGCAAAACCGCCUCGUGCGCCUCGUCUGUGUCUUCCUGCAGUCGCUUAUACGCAACAAGAUCAUCAACGUUAAGGAACUUUUCAUCGAAGUAGAAGCCUUUUGUGUAGAAUUCAGCAGAAUAAGAGAAGCGGCCGCGCUAUUUAGACUCCUCAAACAGUUGGACUCGGGCGAAAUGCACAAAGAGACCAAAGACAAC
Molecule: messenger RNA, 1425 nt
Organism: Brenthis ino (lesser marbled fritillary)
Lineage: Eukaryota; Metazoa; Arthropoda; Insecta; Lepidoptera; Nymphalidae
Source: the annotation of a GenBank genome assembly